Oncorhynchus tshawytscha (Chinook salmon) is the source of this 3425-nucleotide messenger RNA. RefSeq names its product zinc transporter ZIP9. Gene Ontology annotation, biological process: transmembrane transport; zinc ion transport. The record is from RefSeq and is a predicted model, not a curated record. Gene Ontology annotation, molecular function: metal ion transmembrane transporter activity. Lineage: Eukaryota; Metazoa; Chordata; Actinopteri; Salmoniformes; Salmonidae. Gene Ontology annotation, cellular component: membrane. The transcript is spliced from 7 exons. Bases 1101 to 2210 code for a protein of 369 amino acids.
AUCAUCUCCCACUUUGCGCGAGUUCAAAGUAUUUUUUGAUGGUGAACAUGUUGUGUGUGUUUUUUUUUAAACUCGGUGUUUUCCCUAGUGCCGAAUGAAUAGCUCCAUCCACAUAUUGCGGAGCCUCUUGGAAAUCUAUUGCGCAUCUCUGCUACUUUUUCUAGUUAGUCCUCUGUGGAGUGGUAUAUACGGCGCAGUCUGAAAAACUGGCUUCUUGUGGAAGUCCUCUUUUUAAUGUCUCGGAGUAUUUCUGUCCGUUUAUUUUCUGUUCAGAGUUGUAAACGGGGUUCCAUUUGAUUUCUCAAUUUACAUAUCGAGGUAAUGAAGACGUUUCGUGUCACAUUCAAUAGUGAAUUUGAGAUUAGGGUCAAUGUCAUUGGGUAAUGUCAUAAAAUCGUCAAUAUAUCAGUUCAGUUUACUUUACGGGAAAGGCCCGUAAAGUAAGCGUUUCACUGUUAAUCUACACCUGUUGUUAAUGAAGCGUGUGACAAUUAAAAUGUGAUUUCAUUGGUCAUUAUGUGUUUUAUUCAGUUCAAAGUUGAUAUUGGUAUCUUAGAAAUUAAUAUCCAAAGGUACCUCAAGACUUUCCCACAAGACGGCCUUUGCGGGACAGGGUGUAUCUAUAGUGGUGGUUUGCUCUCUUUCCUUGUCUCCUAGUGCUCUCUUUCCUUGUCUCCUGCGCUAAGGUGAACGGGAAAACUAGAUAGGAAAUAUCAACUCCCAAGCAGCAUAUACUCCCAACGCGUUGUUGUUUUCGCCCAUCCUGUAUUUAACACAUCAGUACUUGUGAAGGUGAGGAGACGAGGAGAAGAAACUAGUCUAGAGUUAGAGACUAUUGAGACGCACUCUGCCACGGUCAAGUUCAGGUGAGCUGACGGUAGGUUCUGCGUUUGAUUCAGUUCGGGUUUUCUACGGUUAGGUGUGUUUUUAAAGAGGGCUGUUGAAAAUAUGACAGAAAACGCUGCGACGUGAUCAACAGUGCAUUUUAAAAUAGUUUUUUAACUGCUUUGUAGUACAGAAAAAAAGGUGUAUUUUAAAUUGUAGAGAGAAUUUUUAAAAACAUCGGACAUUCUUAAACUCUUACAUUAAGUUAUUUCGUCAUGGACGAGGCAAUGGCGAUUAUUUUGAUAUCCAUUGUGAUGUUUUUGGGAUGUUUUCUAUUAGGUUUGAUUCCACUUUUGAUCAAACUUUCUGAGAAAAGGCUGCAGUUUGUCAGUAUUUUUGGGGCAGGCCUGCUCUGUGGUACUGCUCUAGCUAUCAUCCUCCCAGAGGGGGUGGAACUACUGGAAGAAUCCUGGAGAGUCUCCUGCUCUGUGGCCCCAGCCAAUAAGAAUGACAGUGACGGUGGGGUCGGAGGUCAGCUCCAGGAGAUGGGCCCCUCCUCUAAAGGUCUCCCAGCACGGUUCUUCAUCGGGGUCUCCCUGGUUCUAGGGUUCAUCCUCAUGUUCCUGGUGGAUCAGAUCAGUAGCUACUGCUCCAUACAUGAUCAAUGUACUGGAACAUCCAACAGGACCACUAUCACAGCUACAGUAGGACUGGUCAUCCAUGCUGCUGCUGACGGUGUAGUUUUAGGUGUUGCCGUGGUUUCCUCCAAGGUCACAGUUCAACUGGUGGUCUUUCUAGCUGUCAUUCUGCACAAGGCUCCUGCAGCGUUUGGCCUUGCCACCUUUCUGUUGCGCGCAGGUUUAGAGAAGAGGCAGAUUCAGAAGCAUCUAUUGGUGUUCUCUGCUGCAGCACCUGUACUCUCCAUCAUUACAUAUUUUAUCCUGAACGCGAGUGGAGGUUCAGCCCAGCGUCGUCUGAGCGCUACAGGUGUUGGCAUGUUGUUCUCAGCCGGAACGUUCCUCUAUGUUGCUACGGUUCAUGUACUACCAGAGGUCAGCUCCAGGGGGCAGCAGCAGAGCUUUGUAAAUGUAAUCUCUGGGACCGGGACUGGGACUGGGACUGGGCAGCAGCAGAGCUCUCCCCACCUCCACGGGACUGGGACUGGGACUGAGCAGCAGCAGAGCUCUCCCCACCUCCACGGGACUGGGCAGCCACAGAGCUCUCCCCACCUCCACGGGACUGGGACUGGGCAGCAGCAGAGCUCUCCCCACCUCCACAGGACUGGGACUGGGCAGCAGGGGGACCUGGGGGUCCUGGAGAGCCUCACGCUGAUACUAGGAGCAGGACUACCUGUGUUACUGGCCCUGGGACUACAUGAUGACUAGUCUUGUGAAUUGACGCUAUCCUGCCAAGUCUCCUUCGUCACUCAAAGGAACAUUGGGAAUGAAUGUGAAGGAAGCCUGAAAAUCGAGACUACACUACGACUGACAAGUUAACGCAAAGAAAGACACCACAUGAUACCAAGCACACAUUCUUACUUAGAGAUCAUUGAGGGUGUUUCCGUGCCAGAUGCAGUGUGUAUCAGUGUCUUUCUCUGAAAGGUCAAGGAGUUACUGAUACUGUUACUGACAUGGGUUUCAACAUACAACAAGUAGGAACAGAGUGUGUGUGUGUGUGUGUGUGUGUGUGUGUGUGUGUGUGUGUGUGUGUGUGUGUGUGUGUGUGUGUGUGUGUGUGUGUGUCUGUGUGUGUCAUGCAAAAUAGUGGGAUCAGAGCGAGAGACAGAGUGAUGUGUGUUUGUCAGAGACUUGUGUAUUUGUGUCGAGCUUUUGUAAUUGUUUCUCUUGCCAAGUUAAAUCUCAGCGGGGACAUUCUGUUGAGUUUGUCUGAAAGAGCAAAGAACAUUUCCUGUAAGUGGAUAACUCUUUCCUGUUUCCUCAUAUUUGGCCUUUUGUGCCUCCACUGAACAAUUUUUUAUAUUUUUUAUGUUAAGACGAAAUCCAAACUAGAUCAGAUUUGAAUCAAAUGGCAUAAUAUUUCAUCUUUUGUCAUGUGUAAGAAAGGUUUUUGGCUGGGGGUAUGUUAGGUACUGAAAUAUUCAGGCCAGGUUGUGAAACGCCAUCUUCAUAAACAUUGGAUGGUUGCCAUAACACUAAAUGAAUCACAGUGAUGAUUAUUGAUUUUUUAAAUUUUGUAUUGGAUGUGAUCAUCUUUUUUAGAUUUGAUAAUAAUGGGUUUACAUGAAAUAUUCAGUAAAACACCCCGUUGACAAACCACAGCUCAGUGGACCUUCCAAACGGACCAGUGACCAUAUCAAGAAGAGACUAACACAUUUCCACAUUGUUUACGAUAGCCAGGACAAUGUUGUCUGGCUACCAGUCUGUUUAGAUAGCAUUCCACUCCUUGCCAAUCUGUCACAUGCUAAACAUCUUUUGGCAUAUGAUACAGAGUACCAUGAGUGAAAUGUUAUCCAAACAGACUGGAGAUAUGUUACCUAAACAGACUGGUACCCAGGCUAGAGGAAUGUUAUCUAAACAGACUGGUACACAGGCUAGAGGAAUGUUAUCUAAACAGACUGGUACACAGGCUAGAGGAAUGUU